Messenger RNA from Leptosia nina, 477 nucleotides. The record is from the annotation of a GenBank genome assembly. NCBI's taxonomy places the organism in Eukaryota, Metazoa, Arthropoda, Insecta, Lepidoptera, Pieridae.
AUGAAAGCGAUCCUACUGGUUGUACUCUUUAUACAAAUUAGUGGGAAUAUAAAAUAUUGCUUCGGUUAUCUCGUUGGAGCUGGAUUGAAUGUCCGCUUCGCUCAAAUGCUCUACACGGACACAAAGUACCAGGUACUCAGAGAAGAGAUGAUAAAAGCGAACACCAACAACCUCGUGUACCACUGCCGCGCUGACAAGAGUGACUGUGAUGCUGCCCUCGCGAAGAUGCGGUAUAAAGCCAGCAAGCACUUCUACGCUUUGUCAAAGGCUGUGGUAGAUUACGUCAAGAAUAAGAGGCAAGCGAGACCCACUGGAUAUGUUGGUACAGCAACAUUCUGCCAAGAUAACGUCUGCGUUCCGGAUACAGACCCUCCUAUAGUAUACGGCGGAUGUUUCACUCUCAUUUCCUGCGGCGGGAAUCAAACCUGGCACCUCGAUCCUGUUGUCUUCAAACGGAAGAGGGGACGAAUGUACUAA